Molecule: messenger RNA, 1304 nt
Organism: Centruroides sculpturatus (bark scorpion)
Lineage: Eukaryota; Metazoa; Arthropoda; Arachnida; Scorpiones; Buthidae
Product: myosin-I heavy chain-like
Exons: 7
Coding region: 324-1304 (326 amino acids)
Biological process (GO): vesicle transport along actin filament; actin filament organization
Cellular component (GO): actin cytoskeleton; cytoplasm; myosin complex
Molecular function (GO): microfilament motor activity; actin filament binding; ATP binding
Source: RefSeq, a predicted model, not a curated record
AAACUACCAAAUUUAUUCUUCAGUAUCUUUGUACUGUUACAACAAAUGUUUCCACCUGGAUAGAAGAACAAAUAUUAGAAGCUAAUACUAUUUUGGAAGCUUUUGGAAAUGGAAAAACUGUUCGAAAUGAUAAUUCUAGCAGGUUUGGAAAAUUCAUUCAAGUGUGUUUUGAUUCAAGAUAUCAAAUUAAAGGAUGUAUUAUACAAGAUUAUCUACUGGAACAGUCAAGAAUUACUUUUCAGUCUGUAGGUGAAAGGAAUUAUCAUGUAUUUUAUCAAUUAGUGGCUGGAGCACAACGUAAUAAAGAAUUAAGGGAUCAGUUUAUGAUUGGUCCAGCAGAAUCAUAUAAUUAUCUAAACCAAAGUGGUUGUACUAAAAUUGAAGGUGUCAAUGAUGCUCAUAUGUUUGAUGCCUUACGUCUUGCUAUGUCAGUUCUAAACAUGCCUUCUGACAUGUGUGAUGGUAUAUUUGGUGUUUUGAGUGCCAUUUUAUGGCUAGGAAAUUUACAGUUUGAAGAUGUGGAUGAAGAAAACUGCCAGUUGACAUCAAAUGAUGAAGAAAUCAUAAUGACUGUAGCUACUCUUUUAGGGCUGGAUCCUGAAGGACUUACUCAAGUGGCAUUACAGCGUCAAAUAAAUGUCAGAGGAAAUGUUACUGAAAUACCAUUAAAGUUACAUGAAGCUAGAGAAAAUAGGCAUGCAAUGGCAAAAGCUUUAUAUUCAAGAAGUUUUGCAUGGAUUGUAAAUUAUAUCAAUACAUGUACUAAUCCUGGACAAGACAGUGAACGAUUUCUGGGGGUGCUGGACAUCUUUGGUUUUGAAAAUUUUGAUACAAACAGCUUUGAACAACUCUGCAUUAAUUAUACUAAUGAAAAACUACAUAAAUUUUUUAACCAUUAUGUAUUUGCUUUGGAACAAGAAAUUGUAAGUUUUUUAAAGAAUAACAAUUAUUAUUACAGUAGAACGUCGUUUAUCCGAAUCAAUUGGGGACUGGGUAUAAUAGCAAAGCCUCCAAAGUGUAUUUUGAGGUUAUUAACAGAAGAAUGUAGAAUGCCAAAAGGAUCCGAUAUUACUUAUGUAUCUAAAUUGCAUCAAGAAUUUGAAGAUCAUCAUAAUUAUGUAAAAGGAGAUGAUCGUAGAAGGUGGGAGAAAGAAUUUGGAGUAAAACAUUAUGCUGGAGAUGUUGUUUACACAGUUGAAGGAUUUUUAGAAAAAAAUAAAGAUGUUCAACAAGAUCAAUUGUUUGAAUUAAUGCAACAGUCUUCAAAUACUUUUGUUCAAGACUUAGUGAAAUUUCAGGUAUAA